Cinara cedri is the source of this 4356-nucleotide messenger RNA. NCBI's taxonomy places the organism in Eukaryota, Metazoa, Arthropoda, Insecta, Hemiptera, Aphididae. The record is from the annotation of a GenBank genome assembly.
UGAUCAUUGAAGACUCGAAGAAUCUCAGACUGACUGUUAACCCGUCAAUGAUCGUUUCGUUUGUGGAAAAAAAAAAGUAAAAAAUAUUUAUAAAUCUCUAUACGCGUAUUGUAAUAUUAUACUGUUCUAGAAUUACGAGUCUGAUCGUCAAAACAUCCAACGACAUCGAGUUUCUUUUACCAAAUAAAUAAUAAUUCAAAUCUGAAUUUGUUUCGUUUAACGUAGUCAUAGAAACAUACAGACUGGCGGGACAGUGAAUUCAAAUUUAACUUCAAACUUUUAAGUCAUUGUUUGUCAAUUAUUAUGUAGUAACAUUUAUACAAUUAUUAUUUGAUUUAACGAACGCACGUCAUUGUUUUUCAACAAAGUUCAUCAUGUUUUUAUAUUAUUUUUAUUUCGUUUUCCUAUACUCGUUGUCAAUAUGCCGCGAGCUAGGUGAGUAAUAUUUUGUCGUAUUCAAACAUAUAUCAUAGUUACCUACUUAUAGGUUUAUGUACGAUAACGUUCUGUUACAGAAUCAUCUGACAUAGUGAUUACGAUUCUGAGUCAAAACAACGAUUACCAUGCGGAGCGAGCAAAAAUUUUAAAAAAUAAUAUUUUAAAACAAACUAGGUCAAAUACAGUUAGUAUAUCCACAUAAUUAAUUGCAUAUUAAAUUAUAAUUUUAUAAUGACAGAUAUGUUUUGAAUUUAUUGUAUUUAGAACUCCCGAUUAGGUGGAGUUUACAUGCUUCAUGAACAAUUUCCCGGGACUGGAAGUUGGACAAUUCUUCCAAUUGCAAAAUCGUAAUAUUCAAAUUAUUUAUAGUUAUAAAUUAGUUACUCAAUAUAAUUUAUUUUAAAAUGUUUAGGUUGUAUCACAAUAAUAUACACUCAAAGUGGUUUUUGUUUUGUGAAGAAAAUUCUUAUGUGAAUUACAAUAAUCUAUUAAAUUUUUUAAAAGAUAGAAACUCAAGUGAAGUAAGCAUUUAAUAUUUUUACAAUAAUUUAAAAAUGAUUCAUAUUUAAUCAAAUAGUUCAAAUAUGACUUACUCUUAUUUAACACCUUAAUCACAUUGUUAAACAUAAUCUAUAUAACAUUUAAUCCCAAAAUAAAAAAAUAGUAUAUUGAUUGAUACUCAUGAACCCACUGUUUAAGGUUAGAAGUUGGAAAGGUAGGAUAAAUGGGGUGAUUACAUUUCUAUACUAUCUAUAUAUAACAAAAAAUAGUUAAUACAUUUAAAUUUAACAUUGUAUUAAUUAAUAAUUACAAUUUUUUAGAUUUUUCCAAUAGCUUAAUUUUUUGGUUUUCCUCUAUUAAGGAAAUCUCGAAAGAAUAUUAAACAAUUAUAUUCCUAAUUCUCCAAUUAGAUAAUAUUUCCUGCUCACUCCAGAGACCACUUCUGAAGUUGAUUGAAGCAAGUCUUUUGGUUAGAAACUUAUUUAAAAACAGAUUAAAAACCACAAAUCGUAGUAAAAUUAAUGUAUUCCUUGUUUUGCUCAAAAUUUGAAAUAUCUAAUUUGUUUUUAAAAUGUUCAGUCUGUGUGGAUGGGAUAUGGUGUAAAAGAUAAACAUCCAACAAUAAUUCACCAUUAUGCAUUUGAAGAAGAUGAGAAAAAAAGACUUUUAUACCCUUUGUUUGCUGCAGGAUUUCUCAUCUCUGUUGAGUUGUUAAAAAAGUCAGUAUAAAAAUAUCCAAUAAUAUAUUUUGUUUAAAAUGGGUUUUGUAUUUUUUAAUGUUUUCCUAGUAUAGUUGAUAAAAAUGUAGCAGCUAUUGAUUCAAGUUUUGCAAUCGAUGCAUCAUACGAAUUGGCAUUAGCAGUUGAUCAAAAAAUUGAACAUCUACCUUUAAAAUUUUGUUUGAAACUAUCUCCUGAUUGUAUAGUUCAUCCUUUGUCUGAAAGAAGUGAAUGUGUAAGAAAUAUCUUUAAUUUAGAUAUUAAAAAUCCUAAUAAUAUAUAUUUUUUAUUCAAGACUCGUUAUGGAAAAGUGACAAAAGAUUCAAUAUAUUUUGCUGUAAAAACUUGUAGUAAAUAUCACUUGGAUAGGGUGCCAGUAUUACAAUCUACUUGGGGCCGAGACACUCUACAUAUUGAAUACUUUAGUGAUAAAUUUGGUAAUUUAUACCAUAAGUAAAUGUUUUUAAAUAAUUUCAAAACAAAUUAUAUUUUUUUUAUUUUAGAGGAUACGAUACCAACUACAGUAUUAGAUGUUGUAAAUACUGAAAGAGGACACUGUUUAAAGACAAUUACAAUUUUUAAAUAUUUAUCAAAAAAACUGUUAUCAAAUAAAGCAAUCAAAUGGAUUGCUUUAGUGGAUGAUGAUACUCUUUUGAGGUAAUUACAGUUUAAUUAAAAAUCUAUAAUAUAAAUAAUAAAUAAUAUUACAUUUGUAAACAUUUAGUGUUCCUCGAUUAGCAUCUAUACUGAGUUGUUGGAAUGGCCAACAAAUUGCACUUGGACAAAGGUAUGGGUACAACGUUAGAGAAGAUCAGUCUUCAGGAUACAAUUAUUUAACAGGUGGAGGGGGUAUUAUAUUCAGUGUAGCUUUGGUUCAUAAGUUGACUACAUGUCAAUGUUAUGCGCCUAAUGCACCUGAUGAUAUGGUGUUGGGCAUGUGUUUAAAAGGUUUAAAUGCUACUGUGGUUCACUCUCCAGUUUUUCAUCAAGUUCAGUAACACUUAAAUGUAGAUAUUAUUAUGUAUAUUACAUACUAUUAAAUCAUUUACAGGCCAGACCACAAGAUUAUGCUGAUGAAUAUUUGGAAUCUUAUCCAAUAGUUUCUUUUCAUAAACAUUGGAUGAUCGAUCCUAUAGAAGUAUACCGUCAUUGGCUUUAUCAAGAUUCUUCUUUUGGACACGAUGAACUUUAAAGUAUGCUAUAUUUUAUACUUUACAUUUACUUGACAUAAUAACAACAACAAUUUUUAACAUUUUCAGUAAAAUAGCAUAUAUUAUAGACCUUUAUUAAAAUAUAUAUAUAUAUAUAUAUUUUGUUUCAGAAUACUUAAUUUUUGAUUUUUUAACUUCACCAUAUCUUAAUAAUUAUAAUUUUGAACGCAUUGCUAUCUCAGACCACCAACUAGGUCUUUCAAAUGUUGAUUUAUCUUCAAAUAAUAGUUUCUUCAAAUUAUCAUACACCUAAACAAUACCAAUAUAAAAUUAUAAAAUUCUUCAAAAUUGAAGAUUUCAAUUUUAAAAAUAAAACAAUAUAUUUGUAUUCAUUAAUAAUUAAGUCAAAUUAUAAGAGAUGUUUUAUAAUAACUCUAAUUGUAUUAUUAAUAUCACCCAGUACAAUAUAUUGAAUUUAAAAUGAUGAAGUAUAUUCAUUAUUUGAUUAUUAUUUACUUAAAUUAAUACUUUUUAUACUUUUUUAGAAUAAAGAUACUUAUUUGUAAAUAAAUUUACCUUUCCAUUUGAUGAGGCGAUCACUGAGUUUAGUAUAAAAUCUGGAGGUGCUAAAGCAUCAGAAAGUGUCACUGCUUCAUCCUUAAGACUCAAACAUAAAUUUAUUAUGGAUUUUUUAACCAUUACAGAUGCCAAUGGUCCAUUCACAUAUCCACCUUUUAAAAAAGCAAAUAAUUACUAUUAUAUAAAAUCUUUAAAAGUUUUAUUAGUGCUGUAAAUUAAAAAUUGUAUAAUUAACAAGCUUGAUAUAGACACUUUUAAAAUACAAUUAUUCAUACUAAAUAUAAUAAUAUAUAUAUGUACCUUCAUAAAUGAUUGAUAAAUGUUUUUCAAUUAGCCAAAGUCCAUAAAGUGAAGCAAGUUUAUGUAAAACUAAUUGAUGUGGGCCAUCUAAAUCUGGAGAUGAUAAGGUUUCGAUAAAAUUCUUUAAAAUGAGAUACUGUAAAAAAAAAAUAUUACAAAAUUAUGUCUUAAAAAAGUAACAUAGAUUAGCAUAGUUACUUCGGCAAAUACAAUCGAUAGGUCUCUAGCAAAAAACAUCUGUGAGUCGUUUUUUGCUGUGAAUUCGUCUUUUUUUUGAUGUUUUAACAGUUGUAAUUGUGUAUAUGUCUGUCGUAAUAGGUAACAAAUCAACCAUUGAAAACAGGAUAAUAAAUCUUGAAACAAUCCAAAUUAAAAUUGUUAACAAUAAUCAAUUAUAGUAUGUAAAUAUUUAAAUUAAGUGCUUACCUUUAUGAGUAAAAUUUUCAUAUGGUUUAGGUAAUUUAAAUUGUUCGUUUAAUAUACUUUCAGCAUCUUUAAGGAAUUCUAUUGUACACAUUGUAGUAUCACAACAAUUUGUAUUUCCAUUCAGUAAAUUUGACCAGAUAUUUAGCAACCAAUUACUUGUUUGUUGUAUCAGUACAUUAUUGUCACCUUCAUAAGUGCAAUUAGCAUCAUUUGCGUUACGAAGUUCACUGAGUCCAGCAGCU